AGAGCGGGAGUCGGUGACACAAAGGAAACAAAUCCAGGAGCUCUUCUGCUUCGGAAAUCGCAUUGCCACAAGAGAUCGGGUGAUAACAUUCACCAUACCAGCAUACUUGUAAGACGCCAUGCCCGUGAUGCCAUCUAGUGCUCCCUCCGUGGAAAAGGGGCCUACUUUGAGAAAUGAUUCCUUCUCAGAUAGGAGAGACUCCGUUAAUAAACUGGAAACUGGAUGCCUCUCCAUUAUUGUGCUUGGUGCUUCUGGUGACCUUGCAAAAAAGAAGACAUUUCCAGCCCUUUUCAAUCUGUACCGGCAGGGUUUCCUACAAUCAAGUGGUGUUCAUAUUUUUGGAUAUGCUAGAACCAAGAUUUCAGAUGACGAGUUGAGAGCCCGCAUACGUGGAUAUCUUGUCCAUGGAAAAGGGGGUCCUCCACACACACACUCUGAAGAUGUAUCAAAGUUUUUGCAAUUGAUCAAAUAUGUCAGUGGUUCUUAUGAUGCUGAGGACAGGUUCCGUUUAUUAGAUAAAGAAAUCUCAAAGCACGAAAUCUCAAAAAACAUUCAGGAAGGGUCAUCCCAAAGACUUUUUUAUCUUGCACUUCCUCCAUUGGUGUAUCCAACUGUCUGUAAGAUGAUCAGGCGCUUUUGCAUGAAUAAAUAUAACCAUGGUGGUUGGACACGCAUUGUUGUUGAGAAACCUUUUGGCAAGGAUUUGGAAUCUGCAGAGAAACUCAGCACUCAGCUUGGUGAUUUAUUUGACGAAUCACAGCUUUAUCGUAUUGAUCACUACUUGGGAAAGGAAUUGGUGCAGAACUUGCUUGUCCUUCGUUUUGCAAAUCGUUUCUUUUUGCCUCUCUGGAAUCGUGAUAACAUUGAUAACAUACAGAUCGUCUUCAGAGAGGAUUUUGGAACAGAAGGACGUGGUGGAUAUUUUGAUGAGUACGGAAUAAUACGUGAUAUCUUUCAAAAUCAUCUGUUGCAGGUUCUCUGCUUGGUUGCCAUGGAGAAACCUGUUUCUCUUAGACCUGAGCACAUUAGAGAUGAGAAAGUGAAGGUACUUCAAUCAGUCCUACCUAUAAAAUCUGAGGAAGUUGUUCUUGGACAGUAUGAGGGCUACAGAGAUGACCCAACAGUACCUGACAGUUCAAAUACCCCAACUUUUGCAACUGUGGUUCUGCGAAUUGACAAUGAAAGAUGGGAAGGUGUUCCUUUUAUACUCAAGGCAGGAAAGGCAUUAAAUUCAAGAAAGGCAGAAAUUCGUGUUCAAUUUAAGGAUGUUCCAGGAGAUAUCUUUAGAUGUAAAAGACAGGGCAGAAAUGAAUUUGUAAUACGCUUGCAACCUUCAGAGGCCAUGUACAUGAAACUUACAGUCAAGCAACCGGGACUGGAAAUGUCAACCAUACUAAGUGAACUAGACUUGUCUUAUGGGCAGCGUUACCAAGGAGUUACAAUUCCUGAGGCUUAUGAACGGUUAAUUCUUGACACAAUACGAGGUGAUCAGCAGCAUUUUGUUCGCAGAGAUGAGUUGAAGGCCGCAUGGGAGAUUUUCACUCCAUUGCUGCACAGAAUUGAUGAUGGAGAGCUGAAGCCACUUCCAUACAAACCAGGUAGCCGUGGUCCAGUAGAAGCAGAUGUGCUGCUGUCAAAAGCCGGUUACAGGCAAACACACGGCUAUGUAUGGAUCUCACCCUCCUUGUAAUCGUAGCUAGGAAUUUUAGGGUUCGCCUAUAAAAAAAUAGUAAAUGAUCUUGCUCCGUCCAGUUUAUCAGUGAGGCUUUCCCAAAUAUGUAAAAGAGAAAAUGAAUGAAUGAAUGAUAUCCUAAUAUGAAUUUGGAUUUGCUGAACUGAACGCUUUAGCCGUUUAGUGGGCUGUGAAACCAAUGACUCGGUUCCACGCCAGUAAUAAAUUCAUGGGCCCCACUGUAAAAGAUGCAGGCCCCAUGUAUUUUAAAUACUGGCGUAGAACCUUUUCAUUGGUUCCACAGCCUGCUGAACAGCAGCUAAACCUUGCUCGAUUUCCUCUAGAAAUAUAAGUAUUUCAUCAAUCUAAUGGUAAUUGGUGAUGGAAUUUGGGUCCA
Messenger RNA from Nelumbo nucifera (sacred lotus), 2069 nucleotides. RefSeq names its product glucose-6-phosphate 1-dehydrogenase, cytoplasmic isoform-like. Lineage: Eukaryota; Viridiplantae; Streptophyta; Magnoliopsida; Proteales; Nelumbonaceae. Gene Ontology annotation, biological process: glucose metabolic process; pentose-phosphate shunt, oxidative branch. Gene Ontology annotation, molecular function: glucose-6-phosphate dehydrogenase activity; NADP binding. Gene Ontology annotation, cellular component: cytosol. The record is from RefSeq and is a predicted model, not a curated record.